AUGCUGACUUCUCUAUAUAGGCAUCAUUCCAAAUUCUUAACAAAAUGGACCCACAUAAGAUCAGUGAGUCAAAGCGCACAGAACCCGAAGACUGCUAUAAUUAUGUUAAACAUGGGCGGACCACAGAGUGCAGACCAGGUCCAAGAUUAUCUUUUGCGAAUAAUGACAGAUCGAGAUAUGAUCCAAUUACCAGUACAAAGUAAACUCGGUCCAUGGAUAGCAAGCCGACGGACUGAGGAAGUUAAAAAGAAAUAUAUGGAAAUUGGUGGGGGUUCCCCCAUUUACAAGUGGACAGAUUUACAAGGUAGACUCUUAACGCAAACCUUAGACCAAAUGUUGCCCGAAUCAGCACCACAUAAACACUAUAUAGCAUUUAGAUAUGUACCACCAUUCACUGAAGAUGCGUUUAGUCAGUUGGAGAAAGAUGGCGUCGAGAGGGCGAUCAUAUUUUCCCAAUACCCCCAAUACAGUUGUGCCACGACCGGCUCAAGUUUGAAUGCGAUAGCUGACUUCUAUAAGAACAGACCAUUACCAGAUAUAAAGUUUUCAUUGAUAGAAAGAUGGGCGACAAACAGACAUCUAGCAACUGUUUUUGCGGAGAGAAUCAAAGAGAAACUGAAGCUAUUUGAUAGGAAAAUAAGAAAUCAAGUGCUAAUAUUGUUUACGGCACAUAGUUUGCCGUUAAAGGCGGUAUCCCGCGGAGAUACUUAUCCCCAUGAGGUGGCAGCUUCAGUGUCAGCGACCAUGUCCCAGCUUUCCCUACCAAAUCCCCACCGGCUCGUCUGGCAAAGCAAAGUUGGGCCUUUGCCAUGGUUACAGCCAUAUACCGAUGAUGCGAUAAAAGCAUAUGCAAAGCAAGGCUGUAAAUACAUAAUCCUAGUGCCCAUAGCUUUUGUCAACGAACAUAUAGAAACUCUGCACGAGUUGGACAUAGAGUAUUGUGAUGAAGUUGCUAAAGAGGCGGGUAUAACCCAAAUAGAAAGAGCUGCGGCGCCCAACGACCACCCUACAUUCAUAGCCGCCAUGGCGGAUGUCGUCGCGAACCACAUUGCAAAAGGGCCAGCCGUUUCCUUACAGUACUUGUCUAGGUGUCCUCACUGCGUUAGUGAAAGAUGUAAAAUGUCAAAGGAGUUCUACAAAAAGCUAUGCAAAUAUGUAGAUACAGAACCGAGUUUAACUCAAACU
This is a messenger RNA of Brenthis ino (lesser marbled fritillary), 1185 nucleotides long. The record is from the annotation of a GenBank genome assembly. Lineage: Eukaryota; Metazoa; Arthropoda; Insecta; Lepidoptera; Nymphalidae.